This is a messenger RNA of Cuscuta epithymum, 1189 nucleotides long. The record is from the annotation of a GenBank genome assembly. Lineage: Eukaryota; Viridiplantae; Streptophyta; Magnoliopsida; Solanales; Convolvulaceae.
GUUGGAGUCAGUUUGUUGUAGUAAUAAAUUUAUGGUGAGAAACACACCCUUUCACCACACCCCUUUCUUUAAAAUAAAACAUCUACCACUGAACUACUCCCCCCUGGUAAGUUGCAACAUUAAUUGCCUCAUUAACAAAAACUACUACGCAGAUCAGAAAACCUCUGCCCCUACCUUCUCCCCUCUCUUCGGUACUGUUUCAUAUAAACAACAAUUAAUUAUAAGAUUUGAAGAAGAUGAAGUUUGUCCCAGCAUUCUUCUCCAAAUCUUCCGAAGCAACACGUCCUCCGUGGAGUCCGAAAACCACCUCCUCCGGCGAACCCAAUGCCGCCGCCGUUGGUGAUCAGUACUUGUCUUCUUCGGAAGACGAGUGCGUGGAGAAUGUCAUCAAAGGGGUGAAGUCAUCUGAACGGCUGUUCUUCCAGCCGGGACAAGCCAUCAGCUUUAAACCGAGGAAAGAGGACGACGAGGUGGAGGCGGCGGUGAAGGAAGAAGAAGAAUGCCCUAUCAAGGAGAGUGUGGCAUUGUCAAUGGAGUCAAUGGACCCUCUUUUGGACUUCAAGAGAUCAAUGGAGGAGAUGGUGGCAGCCCAUCAUCAUGACUUGGGCUGGGAGUUUCUGGAAGAACUGUUGACUUGCUACCUCAAAAUGAAUGAGAAAAGAAACCAUGGAUUCAUUGUGGGAGCCUUUGUGGAUUUGUUGGUUUCCCUUUCUAUGGCUUCUUCUUCUUCUUCAGGGGAUGGAAAUGGUUUCUCGCAAUCCUGCACUGCAACCCAUUCUUUUACCUCUCCUUUAUCUUUUUGUUCUUCCAGUUGCUCCGUCACCAGUCCUACUCUGUCCUCCUCUGCCGCCGCACAGGAAGCUCAAGAUGAGGUUCAAAGUUCCGCAGGCACCGUUUGAUCAAUCGGGAUAGAUUAUUGUUCUGUGAUUUGAAUUCAUCAUGUCAUCAAGAUCGAGCUAGCUAACUCAUUAAAUAUACGUAGUAUGGAACGCAAUUAAUUAAAGGCUGAGGAUAAUUGUUCUAGCUGUUAUACAUAUAUUAGCAAGGGAUCACUUCGCUUUUUCUUUUGUGGUUCGUUUGAAACUAGCUAGAAAUGAUGUUUUAGAAUGGGAGUAUUAACGUAAAAAACAAAACGAUUCUUAUGUAGCUAUCCAUUUCUUUAUACUAUCAAUGAUCAUUAUGUUAUCUA